Messenger RNA from Hansenula anomala, 5161 nucleotides. RefSeq names its product pentafunctional protein ARO1p (gene ARO1). Lineage: Eukaryota; Fungi; Ascomycota; Saccharomycetes; Phaffomycetales; Wickerhamomycetaceae. The record is from RefSeq and is a predicted model, not a curated record. Gene Ontology annotation, biological process: aromatic amino acid biosynthetic process; chorismate biosynthetic process. The transcript has a single exon. The coding region runs from base 141 to 4751 and encodes 1536 amino acids. Gene Ontology annotation, molecular function: 3-dehydroquinate dehydratase activity; shikimate kinase activity; 3-phosphoshikimate 1-carboxyvinyltransferase activity. Gene Ontology annotation, cellular component: cytoplasm.
GCCCGUCAGUCUGUCCCUAUCAAAUGAGUCAAAAAAAUUAUUCUCGAGAGCGUCAACUUUUCAAAAUAACGUGGUUAAAACUAAUUUCAAAACAUUAUCAACAUCAACUUCAACAACUACUGGGAUCAGGAUCAAUAACAAUGGCAUCUAGUGGUCAUGUUGAGAAGGUUCGUAUCCUGAACAAGGACACGAUCCAUAUCGGUUAUGACUUGCAAGAUCAUAUCAUUGAUCAAUUGAUUACUACUGAAAAAUCUUCAACUUAUGUCAUCAUAACUGAUUCAAAUAUUGUUAAAAAGGGUUAUUUAGAUUCUUAUUUAACUAAAUUUCAAUCUAAAUUAAACAAUGAUCAAAGAGUCUUAUCCUAUGUUGUCUCUCCGGGUGAAGCUAACAAGACUCGUGAAACUAAAGCUAAAAUUGAAGAUUAUUUAUUAUCAAAAGGUUGUACUAGAGAUACUGUCAUUUUAGCAAUUGGUGGUGGUGUCAUUGGUGAUAUGAUUGGGUUUGUCGCUGCCACUUUCAUGAGAGGUGUUAGAGUCGUUCAAGUCCCAACUACUUUACUAGCAAUGGUUGAUUCUUCAAUUGGUGGUAAAACCGCAGUUGAUACUCCAUUAGGUAAAAAUUUCAUUGGUAGUUUUUGGCAACCACAAUACGUCUUUGUUGAUUUAACUUUCUUGUCAACUUUACCUGAAAGAGAAUUCAUUAAUGGUAUGGCUGAAGUUAUUAAAACUGCAGCUAUUUGGAAUGAAGAUGAAUUUACAAGAUUGGAACAAAAUGCUUCAAAAUUCUUAGCCACUAUAAAGAAAAGAAAUAGUGCAGGUGAUACUGAUUUGACUCCAAUUAAAGAACACGUUUUCAAAUUAGUUAGUGAAUCAAUCAAAGUUAAAGCUGAAGUGGUUAGUGCUGAUGAAAGAGAAGGUGGUUUAAGAAAUUUAUUGAAUUUUGGUCAUUCAAUUGGUCAUGCCUAUGAAGCUAUCUUGACACCUCAAGCUUUACAUGGUGAAUGUGUUGCCAUUGGUUCAGUUAAAGAAGCUGAAUUGAGUAGAUAUUUAGGUAUAUUGUCACCAGUUGCAGUUGCAAGAUUAGCUAAGAUUUUCACAGCUUAUGGAUUACCAAUUUCUGUUGAUGAUAAAAAUUUCAGAAAAAUUGUCAAGAGUAAAAAAACUCCUGUUGAUACUUUGUUGAAAAAAAUGGCUAUUGACAAGAAAAAUGAUGGUUCGAAAAAGAAAGUUGUCUUGUUGAAAGCUAUUGGUGAAUGUUAUGAAAAAUCAGCCUCAUUUGUUAAUGAUGAAGAUUUAAGAUUUGUUUUAACUGAUGAAACUAAAGUUUUUCCAUUCCAAAAUGAUUCAACUUUUAACGCUACAAUCAUUCCUCCAGGUUCAAAAUCCAUCUCAAAUCGUGCACUAGUUUUAGCUGCUUUAAGUGAAGGUGAAUGUAAAAUCACAAACUUGUUACAUUCAGAUGAUACUGAACAUAUGUUGAAUGCCAUUGCUAAAUUAAAAGGUGCAGAGAUUUCUUGGAAAGAUAAUGGUGAAACUUUAAUCAUCAAAGGUAAUGGUGGUGAUUUGAAAAGUACUGAUCAAGAAUUAUAUUUAGGUAAUGCAGGUACUGCUUCAAGGUUCUUAACUUCUGUUGCCACAUUGGUUAAAUCUCACCAGGGUCAAAAUCAUGUUGUCUUGACUGGUAAUAAAAGAAUGACUGAACGUCCAAUUGGUCCAUUAGUUGAUGCUCUUAGAUCAAAUGGUGCCAAGAUUGAUUAUUUGAAAAAUGAAGGCUCGUUACCUUUAAAAAUUUCAACAACUCCAUUAAAAGGUGGUCAUAUUGAAUUAGCUGCUACAAUUUCAUCUCAAUAUGUCUCUUCAUUAUUAAUGGCUGCUCCAUAUGCUGAAACUCCAGUCACUUUGAAAUUAAUUGGUGGUAAACCAAUUUCAAUCUUGUAUAUCGAUAUGACUAUUGAAUUGAUGAAAAAAUUUGGUAUUGAAGUUGAAAAAUUACCAAAUUAUACUUAUGCAAUUCCAAAAGGUUCAUAUGUUGCCCCAUCUGAAUUUGUUAUUGAAUCUGAUGCAUCUUCAUCAACUUAUCCAUUAGCGUUUGCUGCAAUGACUGGUUCUACUGUCACUGUUCCAAAUAUCGGUUCAAGCUCUUUACAAGGUGAUGCAAGAUUUGCAAGAGAUGUCUUGAAACCAAUGGGUUGUAAAGUUGUUCAAACUGAAACUUCCACAACUGUGACUGGUCCACCAAGAGGUUCAUUAAAACCAUUACCAGAAGUUGAUAUGGAACCAAUGACUGAUGCAUUUUUAACAGCUUCAGUUUUGGCAGCUAUUGCCACUGAUGGUGGUGAAAACAGAACAAAUAUCAUCGGUAUUGCAAACCAAAGAGUUAAAGAAUGUGAUCGUAUCGCAGCUAUGGUUCAUCAAUUGAAUAAAUUUGGUGUUGUUGCUAAUGAAUUACCUGAUGGUAUUUCUAUCCAAGGUGUCAAGAUUUCUGAUUUGAAAACUCCUGAGGAAGGUAUUUUCUCUUAUGAUGAUCAUCGUGUUGCUAUGAGUUUUUCAUUAUUGGCUGGUAUGGUUAACAAUGGUCCUGUAACUAUUGAAGAAAGACAUUGUACUGGUAAAACCUGGCCUGGUUGGUGGGAUGUUUUACAUUCUUCAUUACAAGCUAAAUUGGAUGGGUUUGAACCUGCUCAAGUUGAAACUAAACAACAAAUUAAUAACAAGAGUAUUAUUGUUAUUGGUAUGAGAGCUGCUGGGAAAUCUACUUUAAGUAAAUGGAUUUCAUCAUCAUUGGGUUACAAGAUUAUUGAUUUAGAUACUGUUUUCGAAGCACAAUAUGGUGAUAUUAGAGAAUUCAUUAAAAAGAAUAGUUGGGAAGAAUUUAGAAGCUUGGAAAUUAAAGUUUAUGAAUCAAUUAUUUCUAAACAUUCCCAUAACACCGUUAUUUCAACUGGUGGUGGUAUUGUGGAGAGUAAUGUUGCAAGAGCUCAUUUAUCCAAUUAUGCUAAAGAAGGUGGUAUUGUCUUACACAUUGAACGUAAUUUGGAUAACACUGUUCAAUUCUUGUCAGAAGAUGCUACUAGACCAAGAUAUGUUGAAGAAAUUGAACAAGUUUGGAAAAUCAGAGAACCUUUAUACAAUGAAGUUUCUAAUUUCCAUUUCUUCGCACCAUUUUGUAAUUCAAAUAAAGAAUUUUUGGAAUUGAGAAAAAACUUUGAACAUUAUAUUUUCAAAAUCAUUGGUCAUCAAAAUAUUAAUUUUGAAGAAUUUAAAAGAUCAUUUGCUUAUGUUUUAGAUAUUGAAGAUGUUGAAGACGAAGCUGAACAUUUGGAGGUUAACUCUUAUGGUGCUAAUGCUAUUGAAUUAGUUUUAACCAAACCUUAUUCAAAAAGAUUUAUUGAACAAUCUAUUUCAAUUUUAAGAAAAUAUACUGAUUUGACCUCAAUUUUAACCUUAACUUCAACUAAAGAUUUGGCCAAGUAUGAAGAAAUUGUUAAUUUGGCUUUCAAGAAUGGUAUUGAUUUUGUCACUUUGGAUUUAACUUUGGAAGCUGAAUUAUUGAGAAGAUUGAUUAACAAUAGUGGUUACACCAAGAUUAUUGGAUCAUAUGUUGAUACUACUGGUGAAUUGAAAUGGGGCAAUGAUGUUUUUUUGGGUUAUUACAAAUUUGCUCAAGUUUUGAAUGCUGAUUUGAUUAAAUUAGUUGGUACUGCUACUUCAAUUGUUGAUAAUUUCGAAUUGGAGAAUUUCAGAGCCAAAUUGGCUGAUUCUAACUUGAUCUCAUACAAUCUUUCUGAUUUUGGUGUCUUGUCUAGAGUUACUAAUCCAUUAUUGACUCCUAUUUCUAAAUCUGAAUCUAUCAAACAAUUGAAUUCAUUAUACUACAAGAUUGGUGGUGGGUUAACUAAGAAAUAUUAUGUUGUUGGUACUCCAAUUUCUCAUUCCAAAUCUCCAAUCUUGCACAAAACAGGGUUUGAAAUUUUGGGCCUACCUCAUAGUUUUGAAAAAUUUGAAACUGAUGAUGUUAAAAAAGUUGGUGAAUUGCUUAAGGAUCCACAAUUUGGUGGUGCUGCUGUUACAAUCCCAUUGAAACUAGAUAUCAUGGAAUAUUUGGAUGAAUUGACUGAAUCAGCUACUUUGAUUGGUGCUGUCAAUACAGUUAUCCCAUUAGGAUCUGGCAAGUUUAAAGGUACAAACACUGAUUGGAUUGGUAUUAAAGAUUCAUUAUUGAACCAAGGUUUCCCAAAUGUUUCAGCUGAUUCUGAAAUCAAUGGGUUAGUUGUUGGUGCUGGUGGUACAUCUCGUGCUGCUAUUUAUGCCUUGAGUCAAUUGGGUUGUAAAACUAUUUACAUGAUUAAUAGAACUUCAUCGAAAUUGCAAUUGAUCAAAGAUCAUUUCCCUGAAGAUUUCAACAUUCACAUUUUAGAUUCAAUUGAUGAUGUUGAGAAUUCAAAACCAAUUUCAGUUGCUAUUAGCUGUGUUCCAAGUGAUUUACCAAUGGAUCCAACCUUGUUGAACAAAUUGGAAAGAUUAUUGAAUAAAGGUGCUGCUAACAAAGGGAAAGCCGGUUUCACUCCAAUGUUAUUAGAUUGUGCUUAUAAACCAAGAGUCACUCCAGUUAUGGAAUUGGCCAAGGCUAAAUUCGAAUGGAACAUUGUUAGUGGUGAAGAAAUGUUGGUUAACCAAGGUGUUGCUCAAUUCAAGAUUUGGAACAGUACAGUUCCUCCAUACAAGGCUAUUUCAGAUGCUGUGAACAAUUAGAGAAUUUAAUUAGAAACAUUAUUAAAUACAUUUAUUUUAUAUUAUUCAUUUGUAAUAUCAUCUUAACCAUGUAUCAACUCACUUAGCUGAACAAAUUCAUUAAUUCUAUCAAUUUUUUCAACUGGAACACCUUCUCUUUCGAAAUAUGUUAUAGAUUCAACCUUUCCAACACUUUUCAAGUCAUCACUAACAUUAUCUUUAGUUAUUAUAUGUCCUUUGAGGUCUAUUUCUUUUCCAUGUAGUUUUCUACCACGUAAAUAUGUGAUUGUUUCAUUAUUCUCUUCGGCCUUGAUUAAAUAUUUUGAGACUGUUGGGUGUUCCCCUGUGUACCUUAUACGGCAUGGCACACUAUUGACUUUGUAGCUGUUAGUGGUGUCCAAGUUGAUAUUUCUAGCUUCUGACAUCUUUGG